GCGGCGGAUUUCACAACCGCUCUGUUACUUCGCGAGCAACUUGGGCUAAAAAAAAAAAAAAUCCGACACCGGUCAAAGAGCAAAGAAGUCGAUUUAUUAUUAUUAUUAUUAUUUUAAUAUGUAUAAUAUGUACUAAAUAAAAAUUCGAAAAAUUGAAAAGACAACAGAAAUAUAUUUUUAAAAUAAUAAUAGGAGAAUUAUUAUUUUUUGAGAGAGACAGAGACAGAGACAGAGAGAGAGAGAGAGAGAGAGAGAGAGAGAGAGAGAGAGAGAGAGAGAGAGAGAGAGAGAGAGAGAGAGAGAGAGAGAGAGAGACAGAGAGAACAAUGAAGGGUGAACCACAACCGGCCAACACCGCUGACAUACGGGUAUCCAUAACCCGGAUACAGCCGACGAAGAAAUCGCUCGUGGAGGCUUACAUUCUAGCGGUGACUUUGGGAAUACUCGGAGCACAUCACUUCUACCUAAGGCGGCCAUGGUUCGGAAUCGCCUAUUUGUUCACGUUCGGGUUGUUCGGAAUCGGCUACGUCGUCGAUUUGUGCCGAAUGCCGUGUCUUGUCGCCGCCGCCAAUCGUAAAAUCAGAGACCCCGAGAAAGAGUCGGAAAAGGACUUGGUCGACGCUUAUCUGUUAUGGUUCCCGUGUGGAAUUUUAGGAUUCCACCUGUUCUACCUGAACAAACCUGGGCAGGGAGUGUUCUAUUUCUGCACCCUUGGUUGCUGUGGUGUCGGCUGGCUGAUCGACAUGUGUCGAAUCCCAUUCCUCCUCAAAGAAGCCAACGAAAACCCGCCUGGGUAUAAACCGAAGAAAUCGCUUUGCGUCGCCUACCUCCUGGGACUGUCGCCUUUUGGACUGAUUGGCGCUCACCAUUUUUACUUGGAAAGACCUCUGUACGGUCUGACGUACACGUGGACGUUCGGACUGCUGGGCGUGGGUUACGUCGCAGACUGGUUCCGAAUGCCGUUCCUCGUCGAACGAGCCAAUAAGAUUGCCGACAGACAGGAAGAUCCCGACCGGAAGUUCGUCGACGACGUCUACAUCCUGUGGUUUCCUUUUGGAAUUCUGGGAUUCCAUCACUUCUACCUGCGGCGCUUCGUGUGGGGAUUUCUGUACAUGUGUACGUUCGGCUUGUUCGGGGUCGGCUGGAUCAUCGACGGCUGUCGUCUGCCUUGUCUUGUGAAGGACUUCAACGAGGCUGCAGAGGAACGGAAGCGACUCUUGGCGCAGGCGCAGUCGCAGAUGCCGGGCUGUGGUUCACAGGUAGUUAACGUGGUAGUCACCGGUGGACGCGGAGACAUAAUGGCGUACCCAAGACAGAGCUUUGCAGCAGGGUGUGGCUAUCAGAAUCCAGGAUACUACCCCCCGACGUAUAUGCAGUAUCCUCAGCAAGGUCAGGGUCAAGGUCAAGGUCAACUUCAAGGUCAUCCACAGCCAGGAUUGUACCCAACAGCCGCGUUAGAAGGUUCGGUUCCUGCUGCAUUCGACAGUGCCCGCAUAGCCCCACCCAGCUAUGAGGAGAGCGUGUCUGUUAAACCUUCCCUGCCACCCAGUUGAGCAGAUAAAUUGCUAAUACUCGUAGCCUAUCACGUGAUUAUUUUGUACAUUAACCGUAUUUAUUAUAGAAAUCAGACGCCUUAUAACCGUAAAUAAAAUGUAUUGAAUGCGUCGUUAAAUAAAACAUUUCCUUCUUUUUAUUAUAGAAACCAACA
Gigantopelta aegis is the source of this 1708-nucleotide messenger RNA. RefSeq lists its product as uncharacterized. The transcript has 4 exons. The coding region runs from base 327 to 1553 and encodes 408 amino acids. The record is from RefSeq and is a predicted model, not a curated record. Lineage: Eukaryota; Metazoa; Mollusca; Gastropoda; Neomphalida; Peltospiridae.